CUCUGGGCAUCUGGGCUCCCUUCCUGGCCGCCCCGCCCAAGCGGCUGCCCGUGACCUGCCUCGGCGCAGGGAACGGGAAGCCGGAAGGGGCAAACGGAGUUCCGUUCGCCAUGGGGCUGUUUGGGAAAACCCAGGAGAAGCCGCCCAAAGAGCUGGUCAAUGAAUGGUCAUUGAAGAUAAGAAAGGAAAUGAGAGUUGUUGACAGGCAAAUAAGAGAUAUCCAAAGAGAAGAAGAGAAAGUGAAGCGAUCUGUGAAAGAUGCAGCCAAGAAGGGCCAGAAAGAUGUCUGUGUGGUUCUGGCCAAAGAGGUGGUGAGGUCGAGGAAGGCUGUGAGCAAGCUCUAUGCUUCCAAAGCACAUAUGAACUCCGUGCUCAUGGGCAUGAAGAACCAGCUUGCGGUCCUGCGAGUGGCUGGUUCCCUGCAGAAGAGCACAGAAGUGAUGAAGGCCAUGCAGAGUCUUGUGAAGAUCCCAGAAAUACAAGCCACCAUGCGGGACCUGUCCAAAGAGAUGAUGAAGGCCGGGAUCAUAGAGGAGAUGUUAGAAGACACAUUUGAAAGCAUGGAAGAUCAGGAAGAAAUGGAAGAAGCAGCAGAAAUGGAAAUCGACAAAAUCUUGUUUGAAAUUACAGCAGGGGCCCUGGGCAAAGCACCCAGUAAAGUGACCGAUGCCCUUCCUGAGCCUGAGCCUCUGGGAGCGAUGGCUGCCUCAGACGAGGAGGAGGAGGAUGACGACCUGGAGGCCAUGCAGUCCCGGCUGGCCACACUUCGCAGCUAGGGCCACCCAGCUCGGGUUCUCCUGCUGGGUGUAUGCGUAUGCCUCUGAGGAGCAGCCACGCCAUGUAUCUCUUGCACUACACCUCCAUUUGUGAGGCACUGCAUUUGGAGAAGGUUCUAUGCUAAUAUCUCUUCACUCUCUCCUGAGAUUUGGGGAUCUCCAAGGGAUUGGUCUUAGGAAGGUGGUGUAUUAAAGGCAUCACUUUCUGAAUAUAGACAGCAGAAAUAUCUUGCUGUGGGGAGGGCAAAGAAUCCAUUUUCUCGUGAAGCAAUUUUGAGAAUAGUUGAUUGACUGAAUGUUGAGGACUCUGUACAUUUUUGUGUGUAAAAUACUAUAGAAGUGGACUUGAAUAAAUUUCUGCUUUAAUUCUU
Jaculus jaculus (lesser Egyptian jerboa) is the source of this 1147-nucleotide messenger RNA. RefSeq names its product charged multivesicular body protein 3 (gene Chmp3). Gene Ontology annotation, cellular component: multivesicular body; ESCRT III complex. Lineage: Eukaryota; Metazoa; Chordata; Mammalia; Rodentia; Dipodidae. The transcript is spliced from 6 exons. Gene Ontology annotation, biological process: late endosome to vacuole transport; protein transport; endosome transport via multivesicular body sorting pathway. Bases 111 to 776 code for a protein of 221 amino acids. The record is from RefSeq and is a predicted model, not a curated record.